AUGAUGAGAACAGGAUCCGAUGGAAUCGCUAAAUAUCACGUGAAGUUCUCAAUCAUAGAAAUGAGAGUACACAUGGAUUGUGCCGGAUGCGAAAGCAAGGUGAAAAAUGCUCUGGAAAAAAUCAAAGGUGUAGAUGACAUAGAUAUAGACAUGGGAUUACAAAAGGUGACAGUCACAGGAUGGGCAGACCAAAAAAAGGUUCUGAAAACAGUUCGAAAGACAGGAAGAAGGGCUGAGCUCUGGCAAUUACCUUAUAAUCCACAACAUCAUAGCUUUUCUGACCAUUAUUACAAUCAACUACAAGUUAAUGGUCCUCUUCCUUACCAUGCUCCUCAGCCUUCCUCUUCUUACAAUUACUACAAACAUGGAUAUGAUAGCAAUGAUCAUGGCUAUUAUCAUCAUCCAGUCCAUUCCUCCAUCUUUAAUCACCAGACAGGAGCGGCGUUCAGUGAUGAAAACCCUCAUGCUUGUUCUAUAAUGUGA
Molecule: messenger RNA, 483 nt
Organism: Dovyalis caffra
Lineage: Eukaryota; Viridiplantae; Streptophyta; Magnoliopsida; Malpighiales; Salicaceae
Source: the annotation of a GenBank genome assembly